Fusarium pseudograminearum CS3096 is the source of this 1155-nucleotide messenger RNA. RefSeq lists its product as uncharacterized. Bases 1 to 1155 code for a protein of 384 amino acids. The transcript has a single exon. The record is from RefSeq and is a predicted model, not a curated record. Lineage: Eukaryota; Fungi; Ascomycota; Sordariomycetes; Hypocreales; Nectriaceae.
AUGGGCAUCGAGGAAUUCUUCACAAAAGCAAUCCGUGACAAAAAAUUCCAAUCAGCUGCCUUCGAGGUUGCCAGCACCUGCGCCUCCGCGUCCCCCGUCAUCAAAAUCGUCCAGGCCGCCAACAAGAUCGCCAAGGUCGGAGAUGCCGUCCAGCAUGCCAACGAGUUCCUGGCGGGUGCCUCUCAAACCAUGAAGGGCGCCCAGACAAUCCUUCCUCAAAUGCACAUCAUGGGCCAGUCCCUCGUCGACAGCGCCAGGCUGUUUUCACAGUUCUCCAUGGUCGCCACCACACUCAGCGCCGGUGCCAACAUCAUCCAGACGUACCAGGGUGUUCAAGCGCUGAAUCUCAUCGCCGCGAAGCUGGGUGAUAUCUCGGACAGCCUGCAGGCCCAGGCCGCACUUACCGCCCAGCGAGACUUUCCACAGUACGUGUUCGACAUGAUCAGAGAACGUCUCAGCCAAACCAGCGUCGACACGGAACGAGACCAUUGGUUCUUUCUCUACCACCCCGACACCGAUUGGUAUCCCAAGUUUUUCCAUCUCGUCGAGGAGAAGCCGCUAAGUCCGAGAUUCUGCGGCUACACGAACCAGCUCGACACCGUAUUCAUGUUCAUGCUCGCCGCUCGAGAGCGCAUCACGAAACGAGAGAUGGUCAAGUCGAGAAAGAGGCAACAUUGUCGACCCGUGCAGCUGCACCUCAUCAUCCCCGCCUACCAAACGAUCCUAAUCCCCGAACGAAUCAAGAUUCCCGAAGAGAUUGGCGAUUUUGUUAUCGAAGGCCGCAUCAACAGCAACAGACCUUUUGUCUGGCUCAACCUCCCGGACGAACAGCAACAUUAUACCUUUGACGUUGGCAUGUGGAGUCCUCCUGAGUCAGGCCUAUGGGAGAAAGCCUUGGAGUGGAUGGGCAUGUCCGGAAAGCUCAAGAUCUCGGAUACACCACGAGUGCUUGGCGUGGCAGAAAGGGUCCUGAUGAUCGAGGAUGAAAAGCGCGAAAUGACAAUCCAAGAGAUUACAAACGGCGGGUCGACAGAGGUCAUCAAGAGAGCUGCUACCGAGUCAGCUCUUGAUCUUGUCGAGGUCAACAAACACCAGUCGAUGCCCCUGCACGAAGGUCGCACCCGACGCUGGCGCCGAAGGGAGCGUAGUCGUUAA